AUGUCACUAUAUUAUUCUCGAAUCCUGAACUUGCCCACCACCAACGUAGCUAUCAUUGGGCGGGCUAUCACGCUCUCCCCAAAUACACCAGUCAUGCUCGAGAAGCUAGACGCUUUCACCCGCAUCCAGCCCGAAAGCUACGAGCUCUACGACCUCCACUCCCGUACAGCGGGCCGAAUACAAUGUCGGAAACCGCUUGGGCUAUGGCUACUCCGGCGUGCGUGUCUACCACCACGUCGUGAUUAG
Molecule: messenger RNA, 246 nt
Organism: Penicillium crustosum
Lineage: Eukaryota; Fungi; Ascomycota; Eurotiomycetes; Eurotiales; Aspergillaceae
Exons: 2
Coding region: 1-246 (81 amino acids)
Source: RefSeq, a predicted model, not a curated record